AUGGCGCUCAAAUCUGGUGUAUUCGCUUGCCUCAUCCUUGCAUUGUGCGUGAGCUGCAACAACGUCAUGGCAGAGGAGAACUCCGGCAAGGAGACUGAGAAGAGCGGCAUCAUCAUCGGCCGCGGCCUCCCAAGUGAGACUGAGAAGAGUGGAGCGCCCUUCCUCCCUCGGUCGGAGAACCUCGAGGAGACUGAGAAGAGCGGCAUCAUCAUCGGCCGCGGCCUCCCAAGUGAGACUGAGAAGAGUGGAGCGCCCUUCCUCCCUCGGUCGGAGAACCUCGAGGAGACUGAGAAGAGCGGCAUCAUCAUCCCGCGGCCUCCCAAGUCGCCCUUCCUCCCUCGGUCGGAGAACCUCGAGGAGACUGAGAAGAGCGGCCUCAUCAUCAUCCGCGGCCUCCCAAGUGAGACUGAGAAGAGUGGAGCGCCCUUCCUCCCUCGGUCGGAGAACCUCGAGGAGACUGAGAAGAGCGGCAUCAUCAUCGGCCGCGGCCUCCCAAGUGAGACUGAGAAGAGUGGAGCGCCCUUCCUCCCUCGGUCGGAGAACCUCGAGGAGACUGAGAAGAGCGGUGACAUCAUCAUCCGCGGCCUCCCAAGUGAGACUGAGAAGAGUGGAGCGCCCUUCCUCCCUCGGUCGGAGAACCUCGAGGAGACUGAGAAGAGCGGCAUCAUCAUCGGCCGCGGCCUCCCAAGUGAGACUGAGAAGAGUGGAGCGCCCUUCCUCCCUCGGUCGGAGAACCUCGAGGAGACUGAGAAGAGCGGCAUCAUCAUCGGCCGCGGCCUCCCAAGUGAGACUGAGAAGAGUGGAGCGCCCUUCCUCCCUCGGUCGGAGAACCUCGAGGAGACUGAGAAGAGCGGCAUCAUCAUCGGCCGCGGCCUCCCAAGUGAGACUGAGAAGAGUGGAGCGCCCUUCCUCCCUCGGUCGGAGAACCUCGAGGAGACUGAGAAGAGCGGCAUCAUCAUCGGCCGCGGCCUCCCAAGUGAGACUGAGAAGAGUGGAGCGCCCUUCCUCCCUCGGUCGGAGAACCUCGAGGAGACUGAGAAGAGCGGCAUCAUCAUCGGCCGCGGCCUCCCAAGUGAGACUGAGAAGAGUGGAGCGCCCUUCCUCCCUCGGUCGGAGAACCUCGAGGAGACUGAGAAGAGCGGUGACAUCAUCAUCCGCGGCCUCCCAAGUGAGACUGAGAAGAGUGGAGCGCCCUUCCUCCCUCGGUCGGAGAACCUCGAGGAGACUGAGAAGAGCGGCAUCAUCAUCGGCCGCGGCCUCCCAAGUGAGACUGAGAAGAGUGGAGCGCCCUUCCUCCCUCGGUCGGAGAACCUCGAGGAGACUGAGAAGAGCGGCAUCAUCAUCGGCCGCGGCCUCCCAAGUGAGACUGAGAAGAGUGGAGCGCCCUUCCUCCCUCGGUCGGAGAACCUCGAGGAGACUGAGAAGAGCGGCAUCAUCAUCGGCCGCGGCCUCCCAAGUGAGACUGAGAAGAGUGGAGCGCCCUUCCUCCCUCGGUCGGAGAACCUCGAGGAGACUGAGAAGAGCGGCAUCAUCAUCGGCCGCGGCCUCCCAAGUGAGACUGAGAAGAGUGGAGCGCCCUUCCUCCCUCGGUCGGAGAACCUCGAGGAGACUGAGAAGAGCGGUGACAUCAUCGGCCGCGGCCUCCCAAGUGAGACUGAGAAGAGUGGAGCGCCCUUCCUCCCUCGGUCGGAGAACCUCGAGGAGACUGAGAAGAGCGGCAUCAUCAUCGGCCGCGGCCUCCCAAGUGAGACUGAGAAGAGUGGAGCGCCCUUCCUCCCUCGGUCGGAGAACCUCGAGGAGACUGAGAAGAGCGGCAUCAUCAUCGGCCGCGGCCUCCCAAGUGAGACUGAGAAGAGUGGAGCGCCCUUCCUCCCUCGGUCGGAGAACCUCGAGGAGACUGAGUCCUAUCGAAUGUUCAUCCUGAGUGCUGAUUUUGAAGAUGAGCUUGACAAGGAUGGCCAGAGCUUCCAUUGGACGCUCGAGCUCCAGCCGCAGCUCUUGGAUCACGGCUGUCACCUGUCCGGGCUGCGCGUGGCCAGCCAACUCCCGGAGGCUGGAGGUUGUUUGAAAUGCUUGGAAUGUUGUGACGAUCCCAACCAGGGGGUCACUUUGCUUCGCAUCGGCAGGCAAGCCUCACAGCCGGAAUCCAACGAGAUGCUCUUUGUGGGACAUGAAGUGGAGGCGGUGUCCAUCGCGGCCAACCUGCCGAACGAGACGCGGCAGCCGCAGGAGCCCCUGCGACCCAGGCAGCGGCCUCCCUUUCCGGGCGUUCCGGUGGACCCCGCCUCGGGAUGGGCCAUGAUGGGCCCCCCUCAUCAUGACAUCCUGCAGGUCAGGAGACUCGCACGCGUGCCACCCGCGCAGCUGAAAAUUAGUGGUGUCGAUGGCUGGCUUCACAAUCUUUUUGCCUUCUGGGUCGAUGAUCUCAAAAAGGACUCGAGGUUUUCAGAUGGGUCCAAGAAAUACGGUAAAACCUUUGAAGUUCAACUCAUCCUUGUUCUUCUACCUCUGAAGUUGCACGUUCUGAACCGCUUUUGCUUGGCCCUCUGGGCAUGUGAAGUCACCGAAAAGAGACAGUUUUUGAGGACCCAUGAGCAGAUCCCCAUGCAAUUUGUUGCAGUUGAAGCCAGCCCGGAGAUUUCUGCCCAGUAUGCACUGACCCACCGAGCCCAUUUGAUAGCUGCAUCCGACAGACUCCCAGAUGAUCUUUUCCUAAAUGACUUGGACUGGAUUGUACAGGCAGAUGUGUUCAACCUGAACCUUAGGAAAGCCGUUCAUACAUGGAUGCCGACCAUCAUUUGCAUUAGCAGUCCAUGCCCACCAUGGAGCACAGCCGCAGCAUCCGCUGGACUACACUCGAAAGAGGGACUGCUCCUUGCUCAGAGUAUCCUGGAAGCCAGAUUUGCUCGACCGGCAUUUUUGUUGAUUGAACAGGUAGCUGGAUUUGCUUUCCACCAACACAAGCCUUUGAUUGAACAACUCCUUUUGUACUGUGGAUUCCAAUUGAUUUUCCAGAAGACGUUGGACCUGAAAGACGUUUCACAGCCAGCUAGACUCCGAUGGUUAGGAAUUGCCCGAAGAGUGCAUGCAUCCGUCAUGAAACCGAACAUCCAGGCCUGGCCUCGGAAACAUGCUAGCACUUUCCCGAAUCCACAACUUCAUUUGCCAGAAUCCCUGCGACACCAGACCAUCGUCACAGCACAAAUGGAGGAAGUAGCCAGCUCACUGGAAUAUGCCAAGCACAAGACCAAGGGGACACCAGCGCAGAUUCUGCAGGCAAAGAUUUUCCAGCCCACAGAACAUUUGCCUACCUUUAUGGCACGAUAUGGCACUCAACAUUUGCUGGAAAAAUCCCUAUUGAAAGAAAAAGGCUACUUUGGACAUUUUGUUCAUGAUUCAGCAGCCCCGAAAGGAUUCCGACUUUGGCACCCAAGUGAGGUUGUCCUUGCCCAUGGACUUGCAGAUGUCAUGCAUAUUCCAAACGACUUCAUCUUGGCAAACAAAAUUGUAGGCAACAUGAUUGCUGUACAGCAUGCACUACCGUCUGCACCACCACCUUCAUCACAACUGACAGACGCAGAGGUUGACAUCGAGGACACUCUACCAGACACCUUGAUCUGGCAGCCACUGAUCCGAGGAGAAGUUCAAAUGGAGGAAUUGAAUUUGAUCUCGGUUGAACCAAAAGUGGCACUGCUCAAGCAGCACCAGAUCAGUAGCGUAGCUAGCACUCUGUAUGACCAAUUUGGCCAGAUUGCAGUUUUCCAGACCGCUUCUUUUGAUGCAGUUUUGACGGAUAGGUGUGAAGAACCUGAUGCACCAGAAGUCCUACUGAAAUGGGAUUCUAGGCCACUUUGGAGGGGAGCUUUGCAUCCGAGCCAUGACAUUCGCACCAUAGCCAUGAUCCUGUGCCAUGCCCUUUUCCCUAUUUCCAAGGGAAAAGUGUACCGAAUUGUUUCAAAAGGCAAGCAGCAAGCACCUGAGACAACCAUGGAAUGCCUUCGCAGCACCAAUCAGCAGCCGGCUCCGAUCGUACUUUUUGCAGUCAUGGAAAUGCAUGGAGGUGGAGCCAAACAGCAGCAGAAAGCAAUCCAGCAAAAUGCACUGGCCACAGCUUUCCUGGAACAGGGACAUCCGCUUGAUUGGACAGCCAAGACUGUAGAUAGUAUCGUGGACAAAGUCAGUUUGCAUAGACUUCAAUCCAUCACCAGCCAACCCAAGAAAAGUACACGUAUCCAGAGUUUGAUGCAACUGUGUGAAGAGCUCAAAAUCCAGAUCCCGGAGCCACCGAAGCCACAAUCACGCGCAGUACCAGCAACCGUUUGCCAGCUCACAGCCAUCACCAUCUACAAGGAAGAUUGGCCUGAUCACACCUGGAUGGAGGCGGUGCACAGCACUAGUGCUUUCAUCAGAAAGGUUCUCCAGACAGACCAGCUUGACAAAAGCCUGCAAGCAAUCUGGGGCAGAUCAUUGCGCAACGGAAGAUCCCCGGCCAGUCCCAAUGAAGCCAUUAGCAUUCAGGUUCAUGCCACGAUUGACUCAGCCAGCUUUGGAAAACUCCUACAGAAGUCAGGAUUCAACAAGCUGUACCUCACACCCAAGCAGCAAACGGGACGCCCAACCAGUGAGUACCGAAUCAUUUGGCUGCACGGAGAAUGCUCAGUUCCAAAAGCCAUCGCAAUCAGUGCCCAGACCAGCGGUUGUGCAGGUUUGGUCAAAGGCAAGAAUGGGGCGCUGGGCCUGAGAUAUCCACAACCAGCUUUUGAUGCAGCAUGGCAAGUCAUCAACCCAAAGAUUGCGCCGCCAACUGACUUUCAAGGCCUCUUGAUGUUCAACACGUCUCCGCUGUUGAUUCGCCUGAUCCAGUCAAGAGAUGCCAAGAAAACCAGAUUGGUGUUGGGGCCUCGCCAGAACCCGACUUACCAAUCAGGACCUGAAGCCGACCCCUGGGCACAAGCAGACCCGUGGUCAAAUUGGAAACCAGCCAGGCCUGCUCUGCAAGCCACAGCACCUGUAGCCCGAAACCUAGAGGGGCCGAUCGAGGCCAAAUUUGACAGCCAGGAACAAAAGAUCUCAGCCAUCCGAACAGAGUUGGACGAGCUUGCACAGAAACAUGAAAAACAUGCCAAAGCAGUCCAAGAAGAAUUUGCCAUCGCCAAACAAAGAGAAGCUGAGGAGUUCUCCAAGGUCCACUAUGGGAUGAAAAAGAUUCAAUCAGACCUGGACAACAACUUGGCCAACACCAUGAAGCAGCACUCCCAAGCCAUGGAACAGCAGUUCAGAGACCUGAAAGCCCUGUUCCAACAGUCGCAAAAGAGAUCAAAACCAGACGCAGGGGACGACCCCAUGGAGUUUUGCAACCUGAUCACUCACCCUUUUGUGCGACAAGGGUUGGAGAAGCAGCCAAUCCUGGCCCUGCACAGCUUGAAGAGAUUAGGAUGCACUGGUCACCACCAGUACCAGCGCAUAGACACCGAUCUGACGGAGACGAAAGCCUCCGUGGAAAAGCAGCCGGUCCACCCUGAACCGUGGUUUGAUGCACAUAAGGUGGUGAUAAUCACCCUGCAAAUGCCCCGAGAACCCUUCACCUACCUUCGCUUGACACUGCCACAUAGCUUCAUGCACUUGCCCUUAAAUGAGGACCACCUGCCUGACCUGAACCUUUGGGUGCAAGCCAUCCGCACACUAAAUCCUAAUAGUGCCAGAGGCACCACCAGGGGAUUUCCUGAAGGAGAUCCUAUGAGCGUCAUGACCAUGAUUUCCAUAGCAACAGCCUGGACUUACAUGAUCACUGACCGUACACCAGCUGCCCAGAUGGCAGCCUAUGCAGAUAACUGGGGAUGGUAUGCCACGUUCGCCGUUGUGAUUGACAUAGCUAGCCAUGAUUCCGAACGCAUUGCAGCUGCCAAACAAUUUGCACAAUCCAGCUUGAUGCCACCCACAUUGCAUACGCUGAGUGUGGGCCGGACUCCUGGACGAGAAGGAAGACACAUCCUUGUACCCUUUGCAAAUGAAGCAGCCCUGGUGGCCUACCAGGGCAAGAUGUCAGAACUUGCACAGACGUUCUCAAUCCUCUGCAAACAAAUUUCGGACCUACAAGAUAAAGAAUUUCUACCACCAAUCGAGAAGGGCCUGGUGCGAAGCAAACGCCUGAUGGGCCGAAAUGGCCGCGGCUUCACCUUGGUUAGGAUCAUCAGUGUUUUAUUCACCAACAUGGCCUCGAUCCGUGUCAUGCCUUCCUACAAGUUGACCUACUUCGACAUCCGCGGCCUGGCCGAGAACGCGCGCAUCCUCUUCGCGGCCGCCAAGCAGCCUUACGAGGACGUGAGGUUGUCCCUGAGCUUCGGCACCCCGGGGGACUUCAGCACCAUCCAACGUCUGUGCCGAGAUGAUCCGAAAGGCGAUUUUUUCAAGGCGACAAUCUGCCUGGAUGGUGGAUGA
Messenger RNA from Cladocopium goreaui, 6438 nucleotides. The record is from the annotation of a GenBank genome assembly. NCBI's taxonomy places the organism in Eukaryota, Dinophyceae, Suessiales, Symbiodiniaceae.